AUGUCCACCACCCACUCACAAAAGUACACUCCAGCUACAGCAGCCUCUAAUGCAACUGCCCAAAAUGCACAAACUCCAUUUCCCAGGGGAACCCUGGGCUCUAAGGACCAGAUCAGGGACCUUGGUGGUGGUCAGACCAAUCACUGCAUGGCCAACUCCAAGCACCCCAGGAUGGGCGAGGCGGGCACCAGCUCGGCCAGCCUCAGCCCCUGCGCCCCCUCGUCACCCCUCAACAGCGAGGAGGAUGAUGGAGGGGGCGGGCGGUGGGCGAAGAAGAAACGAAAGAAAAAAGACAAGCGGGGCGAGCCUGGCAUUGCCUGGCAGCACAAGGGCUUGGAGAGAGACAUGAAACCAAAUAAAAAGAAGGAGCAGAAAGAAGAGAAGGAGCUGCUGCUGCGCAAUUUCAAGGAGCCCAGGAAGGUGAAGGCACCAAAAGAGGUGAAGAGAGGGAGAAAACCCAAGGCGCAGGCCCUGCCCCAUCCUCCUUCAGAAUGCAAGAGCGCCCCCUCUCCUUCCAGACAGAGGGGCCGCAAACCCAGAGCGCAAGUCUUCCAAGGGCCGGUCCCAGCGGAGAAGAAGAAAAAGGGCAAGCGGAAAAGCGAGGCAGUUCUCCAGGAGGCUGGGGAUAGAGAUAAUGUGACCUUCCUGUCCGCGCUGGCCAUCGGGGGAGAGGAGAGCAUCGAUCCCCUCGACAACACGAAGCGUCGCUCGGGGCGACAGGUGAAGCGCAGGAAGUACAAUGAGGACCUGGACUUCAAGGUGGUGGAUGACGACGGGGAGACUAUUGCUGUGCUGGGGACGGGCCGUAUCCCUGCCCUCAACGCUGCCACUAUCACCUGGCAGGCUGAGGAGCCCCCUGAAGAUGAGGCAAACGUUAUUGAGAAGAUCCUGUCGGUUCGAACUGUGAAGAAAGAGGCGUCCCCUGAGGAUGCAACUGAGGAGUCCGAGGAGUUCUAUGUCAAGUACAGAAAUUUCUCCUACCUGCAUUGUAAAUGGGCGACAUUGGAGGAGUUGGAGAAGGACCCUCGCAUCCAGCAAAAAAUCAAGCGCUUCAGGACUAAGCAUGCCCAAAUGAAGCACAUAUUCGUUGAGCCGAAUGAAGACCUCUUUAACCCUGACUACAUAGAAGUGGAUAGAGUUCUGGAGGUGGCCAUCACGACAGACACAGAGACAGGAGAGGAGGUGACACACUACCUGGUGAAGUGGUGCUCCCUGUCCUAUGAGGAGGCUACAUGGGAGCUUCAGGAAGAUGUGGACCCGGUGAAGAUUCGGGAGUUUGAGGAGAUCAAGAGAAUCCCUGAAUUGAAAUUUGUGGAAAGACCUCAGCCAGACAAGUGGCAGAAGCUGGACAAAUCCAAAGACUAUCGAAACGGGAACCAGCUGAGAGAGUACCAGCUGGAGGGCAUGAACUGGCUGCUCUUCAACUGGUACAACAGGAAGAACUGCAUCCUGGCUGACGAGAUGGGCCUGGGGAAGACCAUCCAGUCCAUCACGUUCCUCUUUGAGAUGUUCUCCAUGGGCCUGCGGGGACCCUUCCUCAUCAUCGCCCCCCUUUCCACCAUCACCAACUGGGAGAGGGAGUUCCGCACCUGGACUGAGAUCAACGUCAUUGUCUACCACGGCAGCCAGAUCAGUCGCCAGAUGAUCCACCAGUAUGAGAUGUACCACAAGGACCAGCAGGGAAAUGUAGUGUUGGGCGGGUACAAGUUCCACGGAGUGAUCACCACCUUUGAGAUGAUUAUGGCCGACUGCCCGGAGCUGAAGAAGAUCCACUGGCGCUGCGUGGUCAUCGAUGAGGCCCACCGCCUCAAGAACCGCAACUGUAAACUCCUGGAGGGCCUCAAGCUCAUGAACCUGGAACACAAGGUCCUCCUGACAGGCACCCCCCUGCAGAACUCAGUGGAGGAGCUCUUUAGUCUGCUCAACUUCCUGGAGCCCCUACAGUUCCCCUCAGAGAGCCUCUUCUUGGAGGAGUUUGGAGAUCUGAAGACUGAGGAACAGGUGAAGAAGCUUCAGGCCAUCCUGAAGCCCAUGAUGCUGCGGCGGCUGAAGGAUGACGUGGAGAAGAACCUGGCGCCCAAGGAGGAGACCAUCAUCGAGGUGGAGCUCACCAACAUGCAGAAGAAGUACUACCGGGCCAUCCUGGAGAAGAACUUCACCUUCCUGGCCAAGGGGGCCAACCAGCACAACAUGCCCAACCUCAUCAACACCAUGAUGGAGCUGCGCAAGUGUUGCAACCACCCGUACCUGAUCAAAGGUGCGGAGGAGAAGAUCCUGGAUAGCUUCAGGAAAACGCACAGCCCUGAUGCUUGGGACUUCCAGCUCCAGGCCAUGAUUCAGGCGGCGGGGAAGCUGGUGCUUAUUGACAAGCUGCUGCCGAAGCUGAUUGCUGGCGGCCACAAGGUGCUGGUCUUCUCCCAGAUGGUGCGCUGCCUGGACAUCCUGGAGGACUACCUCAUCCAGAGGAGGUACACCUAUGAGCGCAUCGACGGCAGAGUGCGGGGUAACCUGCGCCAGGCAGCGAUCGACAGGUUCUGUAAGGUGGACUCGGACCGCUUUGUGUUCCUGUUGUGUACCCGUGCUGGGGGCCUGGGCAUCAACCUGACCGCUGCAGACACCUGCAUCAUCUUCGACUCGGACUGGAACCCCCAGAACGACCUACAGGCCCAAGCUCGCUGCCACCGCAUCGGCCAGAGUAAAGCAGUGAAAGUGUACAGGCUGAUCACCAGGAACUCCUAUGAGAGGGAGAUGUUUGAUAAAGCCAGUCUGAAGCUGGGGCUAGACAAGGCUGUGCUGCAGGACAUUAAUCGAAAGGGCAGCCUCAAUGGGGCGCAGCAGAUGACCAAGAUUGAGGUGGAGGACCUGCUGAGGAAGGGGGCGUAUGGCGCACUGAUGGAUGAGGAGGACGAGGGCUCCAAGUUUUGUGAGGAGGACAUCGACCAGAUCUUGCAGCGCCGCACCCAAACUAUCACCAUCGAGACAGAGGCCAAGGGCUCCACCUUCGCCAAGGCCAGCUUUGUGUCUUCUGGAAACAGAACUGACAUUUCCCUGGACGAUCCCAACUUCUGGCAGAAAUGGGCCAAAAUAACCGAGCUGGAGAUUGACUCCAAAGCAGAGAAGGAGAGCCUGGUGAUUGAUACGCCUCGUGUGAGGAAGCAGACUCGUCACUACAACUCGUUCGAAGACGACGAGCUGAUGGAGUUCUCUGAGCUGGACAGCGACUCAGAAGAGAGGCCCUGUCGCACCCGCCGCUUCAGCGAGAGGAGCAGACGCUACCUCCGCGCCGACUGCUUCCGCGUCGAGAAGAACCUGCUCAUAUUCGGCUGGGGUCGCUGGAAGGACAUCCUGACCCACGGGCGCUUCAAGUGGCAACUGGGUGAGCGUGACAUGGAGGUGCUGUGCCGGGCACUGCUGGUCUACUGCGUGCGUCACUACAUGGGCGAUGACAAGAUCAAGAGCUUUAUCUGGGACCUCAUCACACCUGCCAAGGAUGGCCAUAAACAAGACCUGCAGAACCAUUCUGGCCUGUCGGCCCCAGUGCCCAGGGGACGCAAGGGUAAGAAGCUAAAGAACCAGCUGAGCGUGCCCGAGAUGAAGCAUGCAGACUGGCUUGUCAACUGCAACCCAGAGGUAGUGCUACAGGACGACAGCUACAAGAAACACCUCAAGCAGCACUGCAACAAGGUACUUCUGAGGGUGAGGAUGCUGUACUACCUCAAGGCGGAGGUCCUGGGAGAAACUGCUGCUCAGUUCCUGGAGGGCAUCCAUGCCAGUAAACUGGAGGUGGCACUGCCUGAUAUUGACUACAUCGAGAUCCCAGCAGGCUGGUGGGAUGCAGAGGCGGAUAAGUCUCUCCUCUUAGGAGUGCACAAACACGGGUAUGAGCGAUACAAUGCCAUGCGGGCCGACUCAGAGCUAUGCUUCUUGGAGCGGGUGGGCAUGCCUGACGUCACGGCGCUCUCAGCCGAGCAGAGUGGAGGAGAGGUGGUGGCUGACCUCACUGACAGUGCUUGCAAAAGUGAUGAUGUGAAAGACGAUCCUGAAUGCAAUCUGGAGGAGGGAGGAGUGGAAAAGGUUGAUAAUAAGGAUGAAACCAGCUCCAGUAAUGAUGCAAUGGACAAGCAUGACAGUGUUGGUCAAGACACACUCUCAGUGGAGAUGGUCCAGGAGAGCUUUGGCCAGGAGGGCAUGGAGCUAAAGGGUCGCCCUCUGUGGCCGGCCGGCCCUGCCCUUACGGCCAGGCUACGUCGCCUCAUCACGGCCUACCAGCGCUUCAUGCGGCGUGAGCCGCUGCGCCACGACUUCCUGCUACCUGAAGGGCUGGGGGCAGGCCUGGGGACGAUGUCCUGGCAGCUGGGGGAGGAGAUUAGGCGUUGCUCGGUGGCCGCCGCCGAACCUGACCCUCUCUUCCUGGAGUGGCAGAGAAGGUGGACACGGCGUGAGCAAGCAGAUUUCUACCGCACCGUGUCGUCGUUCGGUGUGGUGUACGACCCGGAGAAGAAAACAUUAGACUGGAGUCCUUUCCGCUCCUUUGCCCGGUUGGAGAGGAAGACCGACGAGAGCCUGGAGAGAUACUUCAGUAGCUUUGUGUCCAUGUGCCGCAGCGCCUGCAGAUUGCCCCCCAGGAAGGACGAAGGGCCUCUGGACCACAACCUGUUUGUGGAGCCCAUCACAGAGGAGCGAGCAGCACGCACCCUCUACCGCAUCGAGCUGCUGCGCAAGGUCAGGGAGCAGGUGCUGCGCCACCCACUGCUGGGCUCGCGACUGCAGCUGUGUCGGCCUAGCCUCUACCUGCCUGUGUGGUGGGAGUGUGGCAAGCAUGACCGCGACCUCCUGAUUGGAGCGGCCCGCCACGGCCUCAGCCGCACUGACUGCUACAUCCUCAAUGACCCGCAGCUAUCUUUCCUGGAUGCCCAUCGCAACUACGUCCAGAAGGAGAAUCACCAGGGCUACCAACCCAGUGUGCACCACGCAGGCAUGGCCCCCUCACCGCACCACCACCCCUGCUGCAUCUAUGAGACGGGCCUCGGCCAAUGCCACUCUCCCCAGCCGCCGGAGUACGGUCACCCAGCCAUCCCCUCCUCGUCGAUCCACUUCCAUUCUCACCCGAACGUCCACGGUCACCCACCAGAGAUAGUGGGCAUGGGCCCCGGUGGCAGCCUAGGUAUGGUGUCUGGGCCAAGGGAGGGCUUCCUGGUUUGCCCUCCUCUGGAUGAGUCAUUGGAACUGGCAUCACUGCAGCAUGAGGGCCUGGCCUCAGAUUCCCUCCAUGGCAAGUCUGCCAAGGAGGCCUUCAACGGGUUCCCCUUCAACUCAGCGCAGGGCGGCCAGAGCAUGCUCAACUCGUAUGGUGUGCAGGCGGAGCUGACCAGCGAGCAGUCGGCUGACAUGGACCCAAUCAUCUCAGGCAAGCUGCGCAGCGACGUGCUGGUGGGCUCCUCGGAAGAGAAUGGCCUUAUGGCUCCCUUGCUGGAGCUGGAACAGGAGCUGCAGGCGCCCUGGGAGAGCACGGACCACACAGGCACAGCAGACGUCGUGGGCAUGUUCAACGAGGCCGACCCCAUCCUGGGGGCACCAGCCCUUGAUACAGAGUUCCUGGACACAGAGGAGCAGCCGGGAGACGGGGGAAGGGAGGACGGAGCAGGGGGAGUGCUUGACGACUGCCUAGGUAUACCCUCAUCCCGGAGCGGCCCAGGGGAGCCGCUGCCCUCCAGUUUCAUGCUGUUCAAGAACAUUGACGUGAGCGAGGAGGAGCCUGCUGCAGAGCACACAAACCUCUCCGCCAGCCCGCUUCCUUCCUACAUCCCCCCUCCGCACCUGUCGCUGUCCCAUCUGACCUUGCACCCCCACCACCACAACCAGGGUGAUGUCGAGCAGCCAGAGAAGUUGAGUGACUCGGACACUGUCGCCCACGUGCCCAGCCCCGACGAGAGGGAGGCAGAGAGGGAUGUGUCCUUUCAGUUUGACAAGGAGAUGUCUGUGGACAGUCCAAGUCUGGUGGGGCUGGAGCAGGGCCUGGACCCCUCAUGUAUACCAUGCGAGGACACUCUCCAAGAGGAGCCCUGCUAUGGGAUGGGAAUGGGCUCUCCAGUGGAGUCAUGUCAGGUGGCUCUAGAGAGGCCAGGAGAAGAGACUUUAGAAAGGGACACGCCCUUAGGGCCAGUUGAGGGGCUUCUAGAGGGACAGGUAGAAGAACCCUUGGAGAUAUCGCCCAUGGAUUCCCAGGAGGAGGAACCAGUGGAUGGGCCUCUGGAAGACUUCGGUAAAGACAAAGCACCAGAAGGACCAUUCACAGGGCCGUUGGAGCAGUACGACGUAGAACCAGAAGCUGACUUCGAGGGGCCUGCCGAAGCAGAGAGCACUUUAAGCGAACACACACUCCCCACUGUUGACGCUACAGACACUCUGCCCCCAUCCUCCUCAGUCCCCAGGCCCCAGCCUGAGCCACCACUGUCCCCACGUGUGGUGGGAGUGACACAGAUCAAACUUGAGUUCCCUCUGGACCCAGAGAGCUCUGAGAGCAAGUCAGACAUACUGGAGCCUGACAGCACUGUCCUCACGCCCAAACUGGAGCAGACAGAGGUGCUGCUGGAAGUGAAGGACAAGAUCAAGGAGGAGAGGCCCCAAACUCCAGCCUCUCUAGUGGACAGCUAUGUGGAGGUGGCACAGUUUGCAGUCCCCAUGUCCAUGUGUGAGAUGCCUGACAGUCUGCAGGACGUGCGGGAGCCCACCAUCGCCCAGCUGCUGCAGGAAAAAGCCCUCUACUCCUUCUCCGAGUGGCCAAAGGAUCGGGUGAUCAUCAACCGCCUGGACAGCAUCUGUCACGCCAUCUUGAAGGGGAAGUGGCCCUCUUCCAGCCAGCAGUAUGACUCCCCUAGCUCUCUGGCAAACACCUGUGUGCCUAACAUUGUGCACCAGAGGGCUGGCUUCAUUUCAGCCAGGGUACAGCCAUCCCAGAGCCUCAACUUCAACAUCCCAGCCCCUCCUGUAACCCACCUUCCCAAGUACAAGUCAAGAGAUGCAGGGGAAUGCAGCCAGGGAGGCUGGAGGUUGACAUCCUUGCCUCUCUUGCAGGAGAGGCUGGUGGCGCCGCCCUAUUUGCCUGAACUAAAGCGGGGUAGGCGUGCGUUUGAAUACAAGGCAGAGGUGCUCAGUAAGCAGUGCCACACAGGGGAGAAGAUGCCUGUAACCGUGUCGAACAGAGGCGGGGCGCUGCUGCUCAAAGGCUGGCAGGAGGCGGCCAUGGACCUCUCCAAGGCCGGGGAUCUGGGCAUUGGGGGCGACGCGGCAGCCACUGUAGGCCACAUGAGUCACCAGGUCCUCCCCGGUGCCCGAAAACUGCCCGCCAUGAGCGCCAUGCAGGGUUCAGUGGGGAAGGACAUGGCCGGGAUCCUGCAGGCAGGUCUCAUCCACCCCGUCACCGGCCAAAUUGUCAACGGCAACCUGAGGUGUGACGACGCAAUCAUGCGCCGGAGGAGAGGCAGACGGAGAAACGUGGAGGCGGUUGACAUCGGGUUUGUCAAGAGCAGAGGAAUGCAUGUGCAGGAAAAACAGGUCACCAGCCAUUCUGCAGUGUCGUCCACCUCCUCCCCACCGGAGCGCCCCCCGGGAACCUCCACCCCCACCCUGCCAGAGGUGGUGGCCAUCGACAGAGAGGCUGCCAACAAUGGCUUGAUGGAAUGGCUGCGACAGAAUCCCAACUGUAGCAUGGAGGUGCCCACUUUCGCACCGUCUCCUGGCUCAGCGAUUCUGCACAGCUUUGUGGAGCGGCCCAAGCAGCGGCGGCAUCGCUGUAAAGACCCCACCAAGCUGGAUGUCAACUCCCUAACAGGGGAAGAGAGGGUGCCAGUGGUCCACAGGAGCACUGGCCGCAGGGGCUUUCUUCCUGAGGGCAAGUUCACCCGCAUCCUCACUGAGCCCGUGAGCCGCGACCAGGGGCCCCGCCGCCGGGGCCGUCGUCCCCGCAGCGAGAUGCCCAAGCCCCUCCUCUCCGAGUCUCCCAUGGGCCCGCUCUGUAUGAACGGCGGCCUGAUCGGCAGCAUGGACCUGGUCAGCCUCCAGAACCUCCACAAUGUCCAGGGCAUCCCACUCACAAGCUUGAUGGGAUUCCCCCAUGGCUUUGCUGUGUCCGCCGGUGAAGACGCAAAGAAUGGUCUGAGUAUGCUGCCUAUGAUGCUCCACGGCGUACACGGCGCCCCCCACAUGUUCAGUGUUCAGGGGCUGAUGGGGUUGCCGCCCACCUGCUCUGCUUCCACCUCUUCCUCCACAGCUGUAGUUACCACCACUGCGGCCUCCUCCUCAGCGGCCAGUAGCCCCUCUCGAGGCCCCGGCCAGGCAUCUUCAAGCACAGGGGCCGAGGGCUCUGGCAUUCAGUCUGGCAGAGAGAGAAAGAGGGAGGAAAAGCAGCAAGGCGCGAUGGGCAGCCACAGCAUUGCGGCCAUCACCACCACCACAGCGACCAGCAGCAGCAGUGGCAGCCACCAGGCCUUCAACCCUUUCCUCAUUCCGGGGAUGUCCCAUGGACUGCUGUACCCUCACAUGUUCCUCCCGCACGGGGGCGUCAUGGCGCUGCCAGGCAUGCCGCCUGCAGACUCCUCCAUUAGCCCAAAGACGAAGAAGAAAAGAACAAGGGAGGAAGGGGUGGUGGUGGUGGUGGUGGAGGCAGGCAGCCACAGCCACUUACAGACGGACAGUGGGCCUCCGAAAAAACACAGUGAUGGCCAGACUGGGGAGAGCACGGCUGACCAGGCUGGGCCGGAGGACAGGGAGCAGAUGGAGGACAACAUUCAGGAGGGCGGCACGGGACACGACUCCCAUGAUCCUCCAGAGGUAAACCCCAAGAAGAGCGUUGAAGAGGAGAGAGGAACGAUGGAGAUUAGCUUGAUGGAGGAGAAAAAACUGCCUGAGGAGGAGAGCGUGUCAAGGGGGGCAGAGUAGACUUCACAAUAUACUUCUUCUCCCACCUCUUUCUUACUGUGCAACAGUUUUAAGUUUGUGGUGUGUAAGUACCUUCAUUUGUAUGUAAAUACUUUUAUUAUCAACCUAUUUUUUAUAGUUCUGCCCUGUAGCAAAUUUGUGAUUAUCUUAUACUAUAUAUCCCCACACAUGCUCCAUUCAAGAACUUCAUGAAAGAGAUGCAAACACACACUUGCGAAGGGAGGAAUUAAUCAACGUUGUUACAUGGUUAUAACAAUUCAAGCAUUUUUGACGGUCUGUUACAUCAUUUAGAUGCCUGGUAUGUCCUGGUUGCAAAAAGGUAAAGCCGGGAGCCUGUUUGACUGAAGAGGAUAAAGAUUGUGGGUUGUGUUCAUUAGGGCAUGCAAUGGAGAACAUUGUCAAACGGUUUCAAUGGGAAAUGAAAAUGUGUUUCUUAUCAAGUCGUCCCAUCUUUUUUGUCAGUUUUUUUUAAUCCAUUUGGUGCCUAAUGAUCACAACCAAGAACGAUGUAGCCUUCUAGUGAUUACUGUCCCCUCAGUUUCCUUGAUGGUAUUAAGGAAUGUGAAUAUCCCAUUAAAGUUGUUUAAUGUCCCGAAAGCCUAAAACUAAUAGCAAUUUUAUUUGAAGGUCCUUUAAAAUGUGUUGAAUAUAAUACUUUUUAUAUCAAUGCAUGCAAGGUAACUUGCAGUCCCAAGUUUGAUUAGUAGCAUAACUGCUGCUAAGAAGUUCUGAAUAGGACAGCUUUUGUCCAUCCCUAUUUUGUUUGUCUUGUUACUGCUGUGUAAAACAUUUUUAAAAGGAAAAUAGACAAACGAAAGUGCGUAUAACAGAUUUAGAGAAAACAAUGAUGCUAGUAUAACCAAUCGAGAGAACACAUAUUCAGUACGACAGCCACUCAAAAAAAGGCAAAGACUAAUCCUGAGUUUUGAUAAUGCUUUAAAAUAUAUAAUCUCACAAAGUCACUUUGGGACGUGAUCAGCUGUGUCAGUGUGGGAGCAGUGAAGAGGUACCAUAGACAGUCUGUCACAGAGAGCUCUGUUGAGAGCGCCAGUGCCUCACCGGUGAGGGACAAGCACACAGGGUACUUCACUAAGGGAGAGGGGUGGUGGGGGAUGUGCAAAAUAUCAAAAUAAUAUGUCCAUUCCCAUCCGCCUUUCCAGUGUUAGGGAAAAGUUAGUCGUUUGAUCACAGAUACUGUAUGUAAAGCAGUGGCAGAGUGCCUCGUUGUUUUAAAGGCUUCGUGGUCUCCUUUUCUUCCCUUAGAAGCAUUUUAAACUCCUGUAGACUAGGUCAUACUCAGAAUGUUUAAAACAAAUCUAUCUAUUUAGCUGUAUAUUGCUGUUCCUUUUGUUUACAUGCACACCACAUUUUUAGUUUUCUCCGUUAUGUCCCUUGACAUUGGGGGGAAAUGGCAAAAUCAGUACCAGUGUUUAUUGUAUUUAACAUAAUGUACUACACUAAAUGGAUGCAAAAGCUGAUUUUAUUCUCAAUUUUACAACAGGGUCUGUUUUUUGGGGUAUAUGUUUUAGACUUGGCUUCUAAGCGUAACAACUUGACUUCUCUUUUUGUUUGAUUUUUUUUUUUCAUAUUAGAAAAGUGUCCUUUUGGUGAAUGUUUACCUGUAUUCUGUCUAUUAAGCUUUUAUUUGUGUAUGUGUACAUGCAUGCGCACACUUGCACAACCUGUCCCAUGGGUGACAUUUUGUCCUAGAGCUGUAUUUCUCUCUUGCUCUAGCGUCAUCUUUCUUUGUUGGAAGACAUGUUAUAGUUGCCUUGUCACAACUUGUGACUAUAAUUCAUUUGUUCUGCCAAACUUUCACCAAAUAUGACAUUUUUCUUUAAACUUAGUUGAUUAUAUUAAAAGUAAAAUGCC
Messenger RNA from Salvelinus namaycush (lake trout), 10809 nucleotides. RefSeq names its product chromodomain-helicase-DNA-binding protein 6-like. The record is from RefSeq and is a predicted model, not a curated record. The transcript is spliced from 35 exons. NCBI's taxonomy places the organism in Eukaryota, Metazoa, Chordata, Actinopteri, Salmoniformes, Salmonidae. Gene Ontology annotation, molecular function: ATP binding; ATP-dependent chromatin remodeler activity; protein binding. Bases 1 to 8937 code for a protein of 2978 amino acids.